UAUAUUGUGAUAAUGAUAUUGUAAUUGAGACAUAUGGAUGCUCUUUGUAUCUGGAUGAUUGACAUAUGAUACAUGAUGACUUACUAACAAUUUCUCUGUUCGAGGCUUUAUAAUAAGACGAAUUUUUUUUACUUUGCAAAUAUGACACGCUCACACGUAAAGUACCAAAUUGCUAAAGAUGAUGUCGAUACGUCCGAGUACUUACCACAAAAUAUUCCAGAUUUCCAAAAUGUGACGAAGACAGAACCCACAUUUUGGAGGAAAGCAUUCCAUAUAUUUUUGUUGAUCUCUGCUUACUUUAUUUUAUCAAUAGGCCUUACAUUUUAUAAUCCAUGGCUUUAUAAUGUAUAUGGUUUUAAUUUUCCCCUUGGUGUGGUAGUUUGUCAUUUGGUCAUAAAGUUUUCAUUAUCUGCAUUAAUAAGAGCUAUUAGAAGAUGUUACAGUAGUAAACGGAUAAAUCUUCUAUGGCAGAAUAUAAUUUACUCAAUAAUGGUACCUGGCAUAGCUAGUGGUGUUGAUAUUGGUUUAUCAAAUUGGGCACUUUCAUUGAUUUCGAUAUCUUUAGUCACUAUGACUAAGUCAACUACUAUUAUAUUUAUUCUUGGGUUUUCUCUUCUGUUUAAAUUAGAGAAAAAGUCAUGGUCUUUAGUAGGGAUAGUAGCGAUGAUAGCAGGAGGAUUAGCGAUGUUUACCUAUAAAUCUACUCAAUUUGGCAUUCUUGGAUUUGUAUUGUGUCUCUUAGCAUCAUUUGCGAGUGGUAUUCGAUGGACUAUGACACAACUCAUUAUGCAAAGAUCCAAAUUCGGUCUCCAUGAUCCGAUAGAUAUGAUGUAUUAUAUGCAACCUUGGAUGCUGUUACCAGCAAUAUCAGUGACUUUAUGGUUUGAAGGUAGCAAAAUAUACGAUAGUGUUAGAAUUACUGAUUGGGGCAAUAUCAGUAAUAUUUUAUUAACUACAUCUGCUGUAGUAACAGGUGCCAUUUUAGCAUUUAGUAUGGAAGUGAUGGAAUUCUUAGUUGUUACUUAUACCUCUAGUCUAACAUUGUCGAUUUCGGGAGUAUGCAAGGAAAUAUGUAUAUUAGCCUUGACCUUUGUGUUAAAAGGCGACCAACUGACUGGCCUUAACUUUGUAGGAUUGUUAAUGUGCCUUGGUGGUAUAAUACUUCAUGUUGUUCAGAAAGUAUUACUUAGUAGAAAAAAAGCAGUUGAUAAUAUGGAAUUGCAAUCGAAAGUGACAAGCAACAAUGCUAAACGCGAAGAGGAAACCGAUUCAAAUGUGCCAUUAUUGAUAGAAAAAUCGACAUCUUUAAUAAAUCUUCUCAAUGCUGAAUUUAGCUCAGAUGAAGAUGGUAAUGUGAGAGAAAGUGAUAACUCGACCCAAAUACUAUCAGAUAUUUUGCAACGCAGAGAAAAGUAAUAUAUCAU
Molecule: messenger RNA, 1424 nt
Organism: Cyphomyrmex costatus
Lineage: Eukaryota; Metazoa; Arthropoda; Insecta; Hymenoptera; Formicidae
Product: solute carrier family 35 member C2
Exons: 7
Coding region: 142-1416 (424 amino acids)
Source: RefSeq, a predicted model, not a curated record